AGUUCCUGAUUUUCCAGCUCACUCGGCACUUUCCAUCGCGUCUCAAGUGAAAAUUGCACGAAAGUUUGACUCGCAAAUUUAUUAAUGAAUGUGUUUAUUUUAUUGGUAUUAAUGAUGUGCCUUUCGGUGAAUAAGUUUAUAUAAAUGGUUACAAGUUGUCGUAAUAAACAUCUUUCACUUCUUCUCUUCUUUUCACAAUUUUAAUUCAGAAAGUUUUUAAUCUGCUCAACAGAUGCCGGACAACCUUAUUAUACCUAUUAACUACAUCGUAAUGGCGGAAGCCGAACCUGACCUUAGUACCUUUGAAAAUAAAACCGGCCUAGCCGAAGACAUGAAAUUCCUAGCCUCCAUGCCAGAACUUUGUGAUGUUACCUUCCUUGUAGGAGAUACCCGAGAACCUGUAUGUGCUGUCAAAGCUGUCCUCGCAGCCAGAUCCCGUGUCUUCCAUAAAAUGUUAUACCAGGCACCUAGUCCUCAGCGUAGAAAGGAUCCACCCCCAAGAGAGAACAAACUUCGUUUGUUUCUAAAACGGUCUUCUGAACCUCUGCUCAAUUUACAAAAUGCAUCUCAAUCUAGAGGCUUCACCCAGCAGCUGGCACCUAUCCAAGAGCCUACUUCUCAACAACAUCAGACACUGAUAAUUGAGGAAUUUGAACCUGAUGUUUUCCGACAACUGAUAGAGUACAUUCAUACAGGAUGUGUUACUCUACAACCCAGGACUCUAUUAGGUGUAAUGAAUGCCGCAGAUUAUUAUGGUUUGGACGAAUUGAGAAGGGCUUGUGCUGGAUUCGUACAAUGCUGUAUUAAUGUUGACACCGUAUGUGCUCUUUUAGCUUCGGCAGAGCGGUACAUACAGUACAAAUGUACAAAAUCAUUGGUACAAAAGGUUUUAGAAUUCGUGGACGAGCAUGGAAACGAAGUAUUAAAUUUGGGGUCAUUCACACUUUUACCCCAACAUGUGGUGAGGCUUAUUUUAGCAAGAGAAGAACUACAAGCAGAUGAAUUCACCAAAUUUCAGGCUGCACUUAUGUGGGGAAAGAAGUACUGCGACAAUAAUCCAAGUACGAGUAUAAAAGAAGUGGUCGGAAAUUUUUUAGAAUACAUCCAGUUCCACAAAAUACCCACUAAUGUUCUAAUGCGAGAAAUAUACCCCUUAGGAUUACUUCCCCAGAGUCUAUUCGUGAAUGCUUUGGCAUAUCAGGCAGACCCAACAAGUGUCGACCCUGGAAAACUCUCUCCAAAUCGGGUAAGACGUCAGACGCAAGGCCGUUCAAUGUCAGUUCAGAGCUCCGAUCCAUAUGGCUCUAAUACGACAUUGAGUAGUAGCCAAUCCAGUGAACUAGCUUCAUCAGACGGAAAGCAUUCUUCCAACUAACAUAAGGCCACUGUUGUGCCCGCUCCCCCGCCUACUAUAUCUGUAUCACCAUCUCCAAAACAUCAACCCAUCCCACCUCCAACUGUUACCAUCAGUUCUUCAUCACCUUCCCCGCAAUCAUCUCCUGCUCAUUCUUUUACUUUCACUAUUGUUUUAAAGAAAGUAACACCGAAGGAAACUUCAACUUGUGAUAAUAAAGUAUAAUUUGGUUUAUUUAACCUGUUCAAUCAAAACAAGAAUGACAAUCUAAAUCAUACGAAUAAUUGGAGGAUGGAUGCUUUGUAAUACGAUACGUUAUGGUUAAAUUCUAUGUUAACUUAUUUCAAGAAAUUGUAAAUAAAUCUGGGGACUUUGCUCAAAUGUUAUAACCGCUGUGGGAUAAAUUUAGAUGAGACAGGGUGCUUUUACAUGGUAGUCAAAAUGUCCAUUUUUGAAAAACACCGCAAGUGUAUUCACAAUGGCACAAUGGAAUAAUUUUUUGCAGUCAAAUAGGCGUGCCGUAUUAUUGUAUGCCUCUAUUGUUGUAAUAAAAAUAUUUGAAACGAUAGCUCUGCAUAAAAUUGCACUUUCAUUGUCUCUUCUAAAUAUUAUGUGGCCAUUUUGGCCGGGUAUGACUUACUCUUGACAUUUUUACAGAUAUAGUCCGUAUAUCCUAUAAUGACGCCAGAUUAACUAUAGCUUAAAAAGAAUGCUCUUUAAAUCAAACGUCAAAAGAAAAGCAAAUUGAGAAAACAUACAAAAAAAAUGAGAUUAAUUUUUUGAAAAUUAGAUUUUGAAAUUUGAAAAUUGUGCAUAACCAUAUCCUUUUUGAUAUAAAUGUUAAGUGGGAAGGUACCGCAAAUAACACAAACACAAAACUUUAAAAAGUGUCAAAAUUACUUCUACCUUUUUUCCACAUAUUUGAUCCAAUCAAAAUAGCGUUUGAAUAGAAGCGCGAUUAUAAUUAUUACAUAAUAGCUUCCUUUACUCAGUUGAAGUCGAUUGAUAUUAAACAAUAAAUAAACAAUAAAAUCAUUCGCAAAAUAUCGCAUAUGACCAAUCUCUCACGUUACUUACAAGACUGCCACUAAGUAACUCUUUUCUUUUCUGCUACUGACUUUUUAGAUUUAUCCAAAUUUCCAAAUAGAUUUAAGUGGAGUAUUGGAUUUACCUCAGACGACAAAGUUAGUUGUACAAAUCUGCUCCAAUCAAUCAGAUACUUUGACAUUUUGUUGGAUUUCUAUCAAAGGUAGAUUUCUCCCCAGAAUUGCACCACACCGAUAUAGUUACUAUUGCUAGAUAUUGUAUGCAUCGAUCAGCUGCAUCUUGUAUUAUAUUGCUCAUUGUAUUACUCCAUAAUUAGUAACUUUUAGCUAUUCAACAAACUUGUAUUGACCUAUUUAAGCUUUUACAAUAUUUUCUAAUAGGAUGAUUUAUACCUGAUUGUUUUGGAAAAUACAUACCUCUUUUAAAAAACUACCUCACUAAUCAUAUACAGGGAACGUUCUUAUAUAACCUAAAAGUUUCUACCAUCCCCACAAGUAUCAUCCUUCUGUUUUGUUAAAUAUUUUCUGACGUUUUAAUAUGUUGUAUUCACACCUAUUGGCAUUCGAGAUCCAAAUUUCUUAAAUUUCAUUAUAAGCUUAAAUUUUUCGUAUUUAUUUAUCAAAUAAUUAGUGUAAAGUGAGGAAGUUCUAAUUUUUUUGAAAAAAAUUUCGAUAGUUUUCAAUUAUAAUGUUUUGAAAAAAACAAUUCUACAGUACCUGAAAGAAAAACACAUUUGUUGCUGUGUGUAAAUUCUGCAAUUUUUCUUUUCAGUACUUAAAUAAUUAACAAUACAAUUAGUGGGAAUGGUGGUGGUAUUUUAGACGAUAUGACCCCAGCACACAGACAGCAAUUCGAAAAUAGAAUAUACCAAGAAUUUUGCGUGAUCUUCUAGUUAUGAAUCCCUCGACGAGAAAAUACAGAGUUUCUUAAUUGUGGGGAUAUUAUUAAAAUCCAUUUUUUCCCCGAAAAUGAUCCAUUAUUUUUUCAAUUAAAGUGCACUAAUCGAUUUCGCCAAUCCAAAUUUGACAGGAAACAUUUUUAUUUUAAGAAAAAUGCCUUUGGUUUUACAAUUAAACUAAAAUCAGUACUUUUUGUGGUUGUUGUUGUUUCUCAUACAUUUAGUUUAUGAACAAUUUUUUCACUAAAACGCUAACUGUAUAAUCGUCUGUCUUGAGCAAGACGUACACUGAAUCGACUCCGCUCGGUCGGAUCGGAAAAGAACAGUCGGCAUGUUUUGAUCUACUUGUAUUUAAAUGCAUUAUGUUAUGCCAAUAAAUGGUUCCAAGCCUCAACGGCGGCAUCGUAGGCAGUGGUGUAAUGGUUCUAGCAAUCACUUUACGAUGCCACGUGCUAAGAGCACGAAUUAUUUGUUCAUCUUUAUUUGUAGAAGUUUUGUAACUGUACUUAUUUCUUUCCAUUAAAAAAAUUUUUAAAUAUUAACACAGUCCCCAAGGCUUUUUUUCGUGACAUAAAAAUUACUUUGUAAUAAAUCCGUUUGGUUGGCUCAGACCGUUCAACUCGGUUCGUCAACGACAGAGAAUGCCGAAGGGGGCAAAACUGCCGAACAUUCCGAAAAUAUUUUAAAUUCAGGUUCAAAUUGCAGAGCUGUUUGACGAAAUUUUAAUAGAAAUGUUGAGGAAAUAUUUUGAGCUGUAUGAUCCAUGAGACAGAUACUAUUACGACAACAUAAUUUAUGUCCCGCUUUUCAAAUGGUAACAGCUCACAAAAGUGAAAAAUUUUUCUUCGUCAUUAAGUAAAUCUGGAAAUGAUGAUUAAGAAACUCUUAACAAGUUUUUCUCGUGUGGUUAAUAUAUGAAUCCAGAAUCUUGGUCUACGCUAUUAUAUUUAUUCGCAUACUAAUGAAAUUUCUCCAUCUUCAUCAGAUUAUGAUGAGCUUGAACUAAUUUUGAUAAAUUAUAGUCAUUAAAGUAAUUGCAAUGAACUUCACUAGGCUGCCCUAUGUGUACUAAGAAAUGACCUGAAAGGAAAGCUACCGAAAGUUUCAGUUCAAUGGGCGGCACCAGCACCGUGGAGACCGUUUUCUUCCGAUCUGACCGAGCCGAGUUGAUUGAGUGCGCGUUCUACUUUAUUCUGCUUUCCGGCUCAUGGCUCGAAUUGAAACAACGCCAGGAAAAAUUAUAAUUUGUAUAAUUUCCCAAGUAAGCAAAGAAUAGAAUUUGUUUUAUUACUACCAAUAUUAUUGAUCUGGCUUCAUAAUUCCUCCAUUAUCAAUAACAACAUUAAAUGCUCAACUAGAAGAAUAAUAUAUUAAAUAUUUAGAGAACUGGAUACAAUGAUUGUUUUUAUUUAAAAUUUGUUUGUAUAAAUAGAUAUUGAUAAUCAUUUUACAUCUAAAUCUUGAUGUUUAAUAAUCUUUUUAAAACGAAUUUUAAAUAUUUAACCAAAUUUGUAUUUAGAAAUCAUUUUUGACUAAUACACGUCUAAAUCUGUUUCCCCUAGAGUUAUUAAACAAAAAAUAAGAUUUCUAGCUAGUGGAUAUCUAUUGCAAACAAAAGAGUUGCUUUUUAUAUUUUCUGUUUGUUUACAAUCCUAAUAAGAGUAGUAAAAAUCACAGCGUUAUGAUUCAACCAAAAAAAAAGUAUCAUACUUAGAAGAUUCCUGUAAAUUGUAACAUUCUAAUGAAAGGCUACAGUCUAACUUUUAAGGAAAAUCCAUAAAAAAAUCAGCUAGAGACAGUUCCGAACUGCCAGGCCAUAGAAUAUCUUCUCUACACGAGAUCAAUUUGUUUGUAAACAUUUUUUUAACCUAAACUAUCGUCGGAUAUAUGACAGGAUGCGCUAUAUUGCUGUUUUAUUGUUAUUACUAUAAAAAUGAUGAAACUGUGGUCGAAAAAAAAGUCCACAUAUUCUACGUAUUUUCAAAAUUACGGACCUUUUAUCCCUUUAAGGAUAUUGGCGUCUAAGCCGUCACUUUUGUAGAAAGCAAAAGUCUUUGAUGUUUUAAUUUAGGGUUUCCACCGCUCCAAAAUCUUCAAUUUUGUUUUUUGACAUGCCCAUUUACGUUCGAGUGGGUUCGUCCGAGAGAAAAAUAUUAUUAAAUUUGCCAGGACGCUUGAACAUCGUAUAUAAAAUUAUUUUCUUUCAAUUGGUGUACUAACUGUAUCUUAAAAGAAUGCAGUUUUGAGUCCAAUUUCAAUAUCCGACGCAAAGUUGUUAGGGUUAUUUACCGAAGCCUCUUAACGCCAGCAUAUACAACAACCAUAGGACCGUCGCGUGGUUUCUUGUACUAUAAUACAUAUACUAAUAUAUGUGUGUAUCGUGGGCUACGGCCUCGUCGUUUCUCCUGCUCCGUUGGCUCCUGUAUGUUUUUUAUUAAUAUUCGAACCAGUUGCUCCGAAAGUUUCAACCGAUUAUUUAAUUAAAUUUACACUUAGACACAGAUUAAUAUUUUUUAAUUAUUAGAAAGAUCGAAAUAGACGGCGAAUAAUAGCAUUUGUAAUAUAUAUUCUCUUGUGAAGGGAUCUGAAGAACCGUGCAAGAGGCAGUUCCCACUUAUCUCCCGCGGUAAACCGCUUAAAAAAGGAAAGAUUCAUUGGUUAAUCAUAUUUUCUGGUAAAAUUAUUACAAAAGCUGUUAAAUGGAAAAGGGGAAAAGAUGUUAGAGUAUUAAAUGGGUUUCACAUAGGUGUACAAUCAUUAUAGGCAAUAAUCGGCUGUCAUAAAUAAAAUGAGUAAAUUGAAUUGAAAUUUUCGUCAUAUCUAUUUAGAUUGAUUUCGAUAUUAUACUGAUUCUGUUGAAGUUGAAAUUUCCUAUGUUUUUAAAAGAAUAAGCACAAUUAUUAUCUAUGUUGUAGAACAGCUUGUUAAACUAAAUGUUUCGCUCAUUCUCGUUCAGCAUCUCUAUAACUAACGAUUAUUUUGAGAAUUCCCUUCAAUAAGCGAUUUCUGAAAUAAUAGUCAAUUAUAUAGGGAUUUAACGAAGCAUUGUUUAACAGAUUUUGUAUAUCAAUAAAGAUUUCUUUUAAUCAACCAAUUUCAAUUUGAUCAAAAUUAAAUAUAGUAGUUAUAGGGUUACAGGGUUAUUCACAGUAUGACAUUUUUGUAACCAAUAUGAUUCAAAAUAAAAAAACAUCAGUUCUAUAGUUUUUAGAAAAUUAUAUAAGAGCAAUAAUUAAUUAUCAGACUGUAUCAAGUUUAGCCUCUAAUUAAAAAUCAGAAAAUAGUAGUAAAAAAAAGAAUUUAACGAAAAUACACAUCUUAUUUGAAAUUGGAUGAAAAAGUUUUGAAUUUCUGUAAGAUCCAUUAAUUUUGUCUCUUAAUAUUAAUUUAUAAAAAUUUUUAGGCACUGAAUAUACCUAUAUGUUUAUUUUUGAUUAAAUUUAAUGAGGUUUUCGAUCAACAGUAGAUAAUUAUAAUCAUAAUGUAAGUUAAGCAGUAAAUCCAAAUAUGGAGAAAAAGCAGUCAGCUCUUAUGUAUGCAUAGAAGAAAUAAUUUUUUAUUAAUUUUUAAUUAUUAUAAUAACUGCAAUCAAGUUUGUUUAUUAUACUCGUGAAAUAAUAUAGAAAAACCACAGUAAUGCCUAACUAUGGUAUCAUCAUCAAGAAGGUAGUACCGGUAAUUUUAAUACUUAUUCAAGUUGACGUAUAUUUUAGUUAAAAAAUGUUUUAUAACGUAUGCCUCUGAUAUUAAAAGCAAUUGAGAUAUAUUUAAUUGAGGAUUGGUAAAUACCAAUAUACCAAUAUUAAAGUGGUAAACCGUGAUUAACAAAUUUAGAUGGUCUGAAAUGUUUCCAAAAGAAAACAUACUAUUCAGAAGGUUUGUCGUCUUUGCCAAAUUUCCAUUGAUUUUAUCGGCGUCCGUCUUGAUAUUAUAGAUUGAUACAGAAGAUAAAUAAGAAUCAUUAAGCACUAUUUAUGUAUUUACCAAGGUCUAUACUACUUUACUUUCAUUGUCCUUGAAGAAAAUUUGCAAUGCUCCCAUUUCCAAAAAUGUCAUAAACAUCUUAAACAGAUUUAACACUUCCAGUGUCCCAUAAAAUUUGAUACAAUUAAUAGAUUUGAUAAAUAAUAUAUAUAUAAUGAUAGCUUUUUCAGUUCACGUGUCAUUUUAACUUCAUCUUUUUUAUAUUUUUAUCUCCACUAAAAAGUAAACUUUCACUCGUAAUUACCCCAGUUUUUUUCUAAAUAAUAUAUAGUAAAGGCUCACCUUUAAUUUUUAAUUCUAUACUUUUUUCGUUCGAACAUUAUUUACAAAAUUUCUUGGUAUUCAUUAAGUUGAAAACAACCAUACUGCAAUCAACACACUCUAUUCUAGCAUAUUGUUAUUUGGUUCAAACCGCCCUAACAAACUAGACAAUAGACAGUUAAGAAAAUUGAGGAAAAAACUAUUUACUCGUAACCUAACCAUCGUAUUGAGCGUUUCGUUGUACAGAAUGCAGUGAACUUCUUUAGUUCCAUCACGCGAUUGUUUUAGCCCGACGGUAAUAUCAUAGGUCAUCGUAUGUCAUGGAAGAACGCGUAGAACACGUUCGUGUGUCCCGGUUGAAAAAUAAUAGUGCAAAGCGUGAUUCGAUUCUUAAUUUUUUUUAACUUUCUGUAGCACUACAGCGCUAAUGCACUAGCCGUACCAGAUGGUACAUAAAUUUUAUAAUUAAUUUUGUUCAUUUCUCGACUGUUUAGAUUUACAUACUUAGCUUUUCACGGAUUAUUGUAUUGUAACUAUUAAUACGUGUUACUUCCUAUUAUGAUGUUUCAUCAUACCAAUCACCUCAUUAAUCAAUCACUAAUAUUAAGAAAAAUCGUCAAAUAUUGUUGUUUACCUUGAAUUUCUAGAAUAACGUCAGAGCUCCCCCAAAGUGGUCCAAAUGUAUUUGGAAAUGACUAUAUAGCCAUAUUAUCAAAUAUUUUAUAAAUAAAAUAGUUAUUUUCCUAACAAGUGCGGAAAGUGAUACUUUCCCGCACGCGACUGCAGUUGUCCCGAACGACGCGGAGCGGAGUUCGGGCAAGCGGUCAAGUGCGGGAAAGACACUUUACGCAUGAGUUAGGAACAUUAUUUUUUCUACGACCGUAUAUACAUAAAAGUAUACCAACCCAUUUUUCAAAAAUUAUUUUAUUCCAACAAACAUAAUAAUAUACAAAAUUUUAACUAAAAAUUAUUAAUUAUUAUAAAUAUUAAUAUUGAAAACACAAUUUGUUGUAUUCUGUAGACUAGUAAGAAUUGCCGGCCCAGUGGAGUUAUUUGGUUUCAUCUGGAAGGUAGAUGACGUCGGUGAAGAUGGCAUCGGUUGCAGGUCGCAUAAAGAUGACGAUGACGGUGACGGCAACGGUUUUAAGUCAUUUGUAGUACAGAGAAACUUUUUACCAUCGAAUAGCGGGACCAUAAUGUAUUAGAUUUCAAAACCUUACUUAGGUCUGAAAAAUACGCCAGAAAUACCUCUUCCUUAUAAGUUUUGGCCCCUUUCUCCUUACACCAUGUAACAAAAUGGUCGUAUUGCUUCUCAUACUUUAGUCUGGAUUUGGCAGGUAACAGCUCGGAAUUAGCUUCAUUUGCAGCCUUCAAAACGGCUUCGGGAAGUUAUUCGUCGGAUGAAUCCAUUAAUAUUAUUGUAUCGGAUUCGGUUUGAUGUGGUUUAAUUUAAAAGAAGAUUGUUCUUAUUCGGUCACUUCCAAGACGUUUUGAACAACUUUGUCGUUUUAGUAACAAUUACACGCUUGGGUUGUCAUAGCAACUGAUAUCAAACCAGUUUUGAUAUUUGUUUCUCCUUUGAAGAAUGUCACUUUCAAAACUAAAAUGCGUGCGGGAAAGUAGGUUAAAACGCACGGUCGUAGAAAAAUUAUAUUUAUAGUAACAGUAAAUAGGAUACAUAAAUUGAUUACGAUCUAUACAACAAACAUUCUGGAAUGUUAAUUAAUUUAUGUGACAAAAAAUAUUUUAAUAAAUUAUUUGCAACUAUUCUCUCAAUUUUAUAUCCUGUAGGAAAGAGAUAACGUGCUUUGAAACGUAGGUAAUGUUACAUCCUCACAAAAUGGUAUUUUUUAGUUUGAGGCGAUCUUCGUGUAAAAGCAUUAAUAAUUUCUAGUAAUGCACAAGUAAACUCUAAAAUAUAAUUUCAAUUAAAUAUGCAAAUGGUUUGUUCCAAAAAACAUUAAUUUCUAUGAUUUUAUUUGUCAUAUGGGCCAUUUUUCUCACAAUGACUCAACAUUUUACGUUCGGCAACAAAAAAACCUUAAAUCUUCAAAUUUCUUACUGUUUAAAGCUAUAAUAACACUUUCACCACCAGCGACGAAGUUUGUGCAUAAGCAUAUUUGAAUAUGGUUAUACAGAAACAAAACUGCUUUACAAUUUAAGAACGAAAUUUUAUUCAAGGAAUCGGAACAGGAAGAAGAUAUAGGAAACGAAAAAGAAAAUGAGGAUCUCAUAGAGGAACAAAGGAUAAAGAAAUCUUUCUUAGAACUGAUAGGAACAAAGUGAUAAAGAAACAGAUAGAAAAUUUGAAAAGCCUUAAGCGCGCAGGGAGCGUGAUAUCCCUUAUAAUGGAAUCCUAUUAUAGAGAGAUAUCACUUCUUUAUGUGGUGUACAAAAUUUUGGCUAAAGUUGUGGGAAACAGACUCAACGAAUACCAAGAACGGAUAGUCGACGAAUACCAAGGAGGUAUCAAGAAAGGAAGACGAACAACAGAUCAGAUAUUUACCCUUAAGACGAUCAUGGAUGAAAGCUAUGAGCAAAAUCUGGGCAUUCAAAGUAUGUUUAUAGAUUUUCAACAGGCUUAUGACACACUAGAUAGAAAUUAUCUGUAUGCUGCCUUUAAUCUACUAAGAAUCCCGAAAAAAAUUGUAAAGUUAGUCAAGGUGACAUUAGACAACUCAUUCUGUGGAGUAAUGCCUGAUGGAAUUCUAUUGGAGUUAAAUUUAGGGAUGAAAAGGAAUUAAAACAAGGAGAUCCAUUAUCAACAGUGGCUUUUAAUCUGGCGUUGGAAAAAAUUUCACGAGAUAGCAAGAUAAAAAAAACAUGGUUCAAUUGUCCCUAUAUACAGUAGACAAUUGCAUAUGCAGACGAUUAAGCUUUAAUAACCAGAACAAAAAAAGAAAUUGAAAGAGCACUCUAUGAAAUAGAAGAGGCUGCAAAAAAUUAUGGGUUGAAAAUAAGCCAAGAUAAAAUGCUAAGACAAUAUGUGAUUGGUAGAAAGGAAUACAUAGAAAUUAAAACGGAAAAGUACAAGAAAUAUAAUAUAGAAAAAGUUUGCGAAUUCAAAUACCUGGGAACUAAAACCGUGGGAUCAUUAAGUAAAUUGAUAAAAUGAAAGGAGAGCAGCCAAAAUUAGAUAUACGACCAACAGUUACGUUCGGUGGUGAAACAUGGGUUGUAACAAUGACUGAAGAAACAAAACUGGUUGUAUGGGAUAGAAAGGUGUUGAGGGAAAUUUUGGGGAGAAACAAGUGAAGGACUAUGAAGUAGAACUAACGAAGAACUAAAGGAAGCCCAAACAGUGAAAUGGAUUGAGUAUAAUGAAAGGAUGUCGGGAAAUAGGUUUGCAAAAUUGAAGCGCAAAAGUACAAAAGCGCAACCUAUGGAGAGGAAACGUGAAAUGAGUUGAGGAUCGAUGAGAAAAGAAAAAUAAGUAAUGAGGCCUCAAAUGCCUUUAGUAUUGUACAUUAUGAGAUAAUAUAUUAGAAUUGAAUACUGCGUUACUAAAUUCCCAACAUAAAUUUUCAAUUUUUGGUUAAUAACACUUAUCCGAAUAUUGUUAAAGUGACAUAAAUUAGGGUUAACCUCUCCUAAUUCAACCAACGAUCAAAAGUCGCCGACUUAGAGAACAUACUCGUACUAAGAAAUAUAUUAGAAAUUAUGUACAUUCAAGUAUUAAGAGAAGUAACAAAGUGGCUCAAUUAGUAACACUGUGGCUUUUUUCAGAAAUAACUAGUGAAUAGAAUAUUCAACACGAAAACAAAAAAAAAUGGUAAUAAUCUCAACUGACAACGCAGAAUAUAUACUGUUUUAUGACUUUUUUUUUCGAGAUUUUACUUUUAUAACUAUUCUUUGUACUGUGCAUAACAGAAUAGAUAUAAAUACACUAACAAAAUUUCAAAAAUAAAAUUUUUAAGUAAAACAUCUUUAUUUUUGUGGGAAAUAACCAUUACGCGAUUUGUAAGAAGAAUAGCUUAUAUUAUUUUUUUCUCUGGAAAUCUGAAAUGUUUCUAUAGUUUCAAACAAAUUCGACUAAUUAUCUCAUCCAUUAAAAAACAAUAGAAGUUUAUUUUUAUACAAGCGACUUUUGAGUAAUAUGCCACUACAGAUAGAUAUUAAAUUUUUUUAAAGAUCCAGCAAGUUUUUAGUAUUUGUCUCAUUGCGUCUUGUUUUUUAAACUUCAAUACCAGAACUAAAGUUUCCAUCGGAGACUUGCUAGAAGAAUAUUAAUUAGAAUUUGCUUAAAAUAACCAACUUGGUGAAAAUCUUGGAGCAAGAUAUAUCCAGGCUAAAUAGUCAUUGUUCAACCUACAAAAAUUAUUACCAAAUGCCCAACAUUCCUCUAUGUGUAUUCCUCUUCUAAUUUCUACUUGUAUAGGCGCAACAGUGGUAAAUGUGGUGACUGUAGUUGAUAUUGAUUUAAUGUUGUAAUUUAUGUGCAAUUGGCUUAAGAGAGUUCUUAUUACAACCAACCGAUGAUUCAAUAUAUAAAUUUUAAUAGGAAACUUAAGAAAUCUCAAUUUGUAAUUGAUUUGUACUCGUAUACUAUGCAAAAUCAAGUGUAAAAAUGUGUAAACGAAAUUUUAUCUCCCAAUUUAAUUUUGUGGAACAAAUAAAAAGUAAUUGAGAAAAAAAUUUUCUAAACUUUUUUGAGAUACUAAAUAUUCUGUCUCUACAAUUUCUGUAAUGCAGUUACUUGUUAUUCUUAUAAUGAUGUACAAACAUUGAAUAUGAAAUGUUUUCAAAAUAAUCUAUUAUCUUGAAAUAUAAUAAUUCUCUAAGUAUCCCUUCAAGUUCAAGGAAAUAUUUUUAUUAAAUGACUCUGACAUAGGAACUACCAUUUUGAAUUGAAACAUAUAAAUUUCCUAAGAUUAACAUUUGAAACUUUAAUAACCACAAAUCUCUAAUGGUAGUUGGUGUUUUCAAACUAAUUCAAAUACAGUUUUUGAAGUUCGAUUUUGAAUGAAUCAAUCAAGACAUACUGUCACUGUCAUGUUAUAUCGAAAAUUCUGGUGCAAAACAAAAGGAAAUGCUUUGCUUUUUACCCCAAAUUGUACAUGGAAAAAAAGUCGCUGCAUUGAUCAAGCAUCUGUGCUACAUUUUCGGGAGAUAAUUUUUAUAAGGCGAAGAUCUGAAUUUGUCUCUCAAGCUAAAGUUCUACCAAAACGUAAAGCUCAAAAAAAUAAUGAUGAGAAACAGACAUAUACAUAUACACAUCUCCAGCCUGGAGAUGUGUAUAUAUUAUAUUUGUAAUGAAUAUGUAACAAAUCUCCAGGCUAAAAACUUUAUGUAAGUUCAUUGUAUAGUACUAUAUUGUAGUAAAAGACAAAUAAAAAACUGACGAGAAA
Messenger RNA from Diorhabda carinulata, 12892 nucleotides. Its product is annotated as serine-enriched protein. Lineage: Eukaryota; Metazoa; Arthropoda; Insecta; Coleoptera; Chrysomelidae. The transcript is spliced from 9 exons. The record is from RefSeq and is a predicted model, not a curated record. The coding region runs from base 233 to 1375 and encodes 380 amino acids. Gene Ontology annotation, molecular function: protein binding.